AAUAUUUAAAAAAACUAGGGUAACUCUCGAGGAGGAGGUUCAACAACAAAACAAAAAAAAACUCUGAGGAAGAAGGAGAAGAGGAAGUGGCGGCAGACAUGGUUUGGAAAGGUGAUUAUGAUGACAAAAAUCUCUACAUAUGUUUGGCCGAGCACAGAGUGGAUGGCUACUCUACUUACGCUAUUAAAGCCGUUGAAUUGAGCGCUUUAUUUUCUUCUUCUUCUCUGUCUUCUGGGUGCUCACUGAAGUUACGGCAAGUGGCUUACACAUCCGGCGAGGAUCUUCCGGAUAAUAUGGCCUGCGGUGUCUUCGGAUCCAAAAUUCUUUUGGCCGGUGGCACGAUAGGCGUGUAUGACCCGAUAGUAGCUACCCAGGAAGGCAGAUAUAACCCAAAAUUAGGCGGAUUCGUGCCAUGUCCGUGUACAGAAAUUCAAGUGUUUGAUACUCGAAAUCAAAGCCAAAGCCACACCACCUUCAGGACCUUCGGGAGUUUCAAUGAAGGGAAAGCGAACCCUUUCCUCCUAGAGGUGGACGGAAAGCUGUAUGCUUUGGCUAGUUAUCCCAUACAAUCAUCUAUCAAUUCUAGGGGUUCUUCGUAUUUCGAGGUACUCGAUCCCAUUCGCGGGGUAUGGUCGACUCUUCCAUACCCGCCGGUUUUCGAUGACUAUAAUAGGACGUGUGACCCUGCUGGGCCUGGAGAUUUUUUUUGCUUUGUCGCUGGAUCAAACAUCUUUUGCACCAGUGCAUAUUCUCCCUCCUACUACCGAUUUGAUGUUGCUGAGCCCGUCAAGGGAUGGAGAGCACUCCCUUCUUCUUUCAACUCCGACCCUUUGCCUGAAAAUACAUUAGGCAGAACAUUCGUGGCAGACGGUGGUGAUGGGGAAUUUAUACUCUUUAGUUUUAGUUAUGGUGAGCCAGAGUAUCCUCAUCCGCAUAUGCUAGUGCAAUUGCUGUCGUCUGAUUUUGGUUGUGUGACGACUCUAAGCCGUGUGCAGCUGCCAACAGAUAAGAUACCUCCUGUAUUCCUUCCUCCCACCAGUUAUAGGUUUGUCAAUCUAGGAGGUCCAAGACUCUGCCUUCUUUUGUCCAGCUUCGAUAGUUAUGUUGAUGGGGUGGAGAAGGAGGAGGAGGAGUUGAUCGUUUUUGCCCUACAAUUUGAAUUUACCAAGAAAAAGGAUUCCUUGGAUGUCCAAUUCCUCGGUACUAACAUUUUUGUUGAAAGCGAGACUGACACCCAGCGUCCUCAAGAAUCUGACAUCUAUAAUGUAGAGAUUCUUGGUGCCAUUUUGUUGUAACUUACUGGUGAGAAGAGGGAUUCUUUGGCUAAAGAGGGGGAGGGCCUUGCAAUCAUGAAGAAAGAUCUUUGGUCUAGCAUAGUUAGAAAUUUAUGGUUAGAAUGAUCCUUAGUACUCUACUCUCCAAUUAGCGAGGAAUGUAGCUUUACUUUUGAUCAAGGUUUUAUUGGUAUAUUAUGAGAUAGUAUGGAAACAUGGUUUGUAUUGUUAUCCUAUUAUCCAUGAUUUGGUUUUCUUUUCAUCA
Molecule: messenger RNA, 1539 nt
Organism: Prunus avium (sweet cherry)
Lineage: Eukaryota; Viridiplantae; Streptophyta; Magnoliopsida; Rosales; Rosaceae
Source: RefSeq, a predicted model, not a curated record